Molecule: messenger RNA, 1125 nt
Organism: Lactuca virosa
Lineage: Eukaryota; Viridiplantae; Streptophyta; Magnoliopsida; Asterales; Asteraceae
Source: the annotation of a GenBank genome assembly
AUGAAUGAAGAUCUCACCUCGCCUCCCCUUACCGGCAACAUCAGGUCCGGCAGCCUUAGGCUUACUUCUUCUAUUGCUCAAAGUUACAAGCCAUGUGUCUUAUUAAGGGGAUUGGCUAUUCAGUUGGUUCAUGGCAGCCCUCACAUCUUGCUUUGGCUGGAUUGUAUCUUUAUCAGUUGGAGUCUCAGACAUCCACCAACUAUCAGCGGUGCACCAGUAUGGCUGGUAAGCAAGUCUAUGAAGUACCUCCCGACAGUCUUGGUGGCUCUUCUUCUUGUAUUGCUGUGUAUAAAAGAGGCAUGGACAUCCAAAAGAACGAGAAGGAGAAAGCAAGUUGGAUUAGAGGACUUAUACAAGCAACCUACAGAGGGGCAUAAAGUUGUGGUGACUCCGUUUCUUGAGAUUCUUGCUGCUGGAGGAAAGAUGAGUAUCAGCAUGUCAAGAUUUGAAUUUUUCUGCCACCGCCCUACUAUUGUUGCUUUAAUUGAUUUGGGCAUUGAUAUGGGCACUGCAAGUAGUGGGACAAGUGGUCCUGCUCCAUCAGAGGAAGAGGAUGCAACUUCAGUGCAAAAAGACAAAGCUGAAGAAAAUGAGCAAGCAAAAGUCAAGGGUUUAUUGGGACAUGGGAAAUCCCGAACUGUAUUUUCCAUGGCAAUGAAUAUUGACAGUGUCAUUGUGUAUCUUAACAAGGAGGAUGGAUCUCAACUUGCAAUGAUUGUGCAAGAAAGAUUCAUGUUGGGUCUUAAGGUCAAGAACUACCAUCCUUCUCUUUAUCUUCUUCUUUUUUUCUCACUAUUUUGGUACAUAUCUAAACACUUUAUUAUACAUGUUCGCCCUGGUUCUAUAUCAGUUGAAGGUACAUUAGUAAAUUUCAGGCUGUGUGAUUGUUCACUAGGUACGGAUCAUGUUUGGGGAUGGAUUUUUGAUAUACGUAAUCAAGGAGCUGAAUCUCUUAUCCAGGUGUGUAUAUAUCAAUUCUCAUUUGAGUCCUACAGUCCUAAAGAUGAUGACUAUGAAGGAUAUAACUUUAGCUUGAGUGGCAAACUUUCUUCCAUUCGUAUUGUUUUCCUCAACAGGUUCAUUCAAGACGUUAGUUUUGAAUUUCUUUCUCUUCAUUCCAAUUGA